GGAGAGCAGCCUUUGACCCUCAGAGACGGGGACGAGGUGGCCAUUAUACCGCCCCUUAGUGGAGGCUAAAGAAAUGACCAAGGUAUGGCUGCAGAUGGGGGUCAGGAUCUAAUAACACUCACUACUGACAGGCUUUCUGCUGAUCGUGUUUCUGAAUCUGUCACGUGUCCCUCUUGUGGUGCUGCAUCUCUGUUUAUCGGGACUACCAGAGAUAAUUUUGAGGGGAAGAAAGUGAUCCGGCUUAAAUAUGAAGCGUACAGUCCAAUGGCAGAGUCAGAGCUCAGGAAGAUCUGCCAUGAGAUCCGGACAAAGUGGCCCAGCGUCAGACAUAUUAACAUACAGCAUAGACUUGGUGUGGUUCCUAUAACAGAAGCAAGUGUUGUAAUUGGGAUCUCAUCACCGCACAGAAGGGAUUCCCUGGAGGCGGUGAAGUACUGCAUCGACACACUCAAAGCAACUGUGCCAAUCUGGAAGAAGGAAAUAUACGAGUCUGGGGAGCCGUGCUGGAAAGAGAACAAGGAGUGUUUGUGGGCGGAUGCUGGGAAAGAUCCCAAACAAAGUUGAACUGUUAACUAGCAAAUGAGCUACAGUAAAUCUCAUGAAGCAUCAAGAGGUUUUUAUUGAAAAAAUACAAAGCUCAAAGUUUUCCUGUAACACCUGAUGAAACAUAAACAGUUUAAUCAAAAGAGCAUAUUCUACUCUACUCUUGAACAGAAAGUCUUAAAAAAAAAAAAGUACCAGUGCAAAAGCAUCAUGUAAACACGAAGGGGAAUCUUUGUCGUUUAUGUUGCCUUUGAUUAGAUGGGCCUCUUUUCCCAAAGAUUUCCUAAAGACGUCACGCAUCACAACAUCAGUAGAAGUUUAACCCUGAAUUCAUAUAGCAAUUUAUUGACAUCACUUUCAUAUACAAUUCAUAUACAUGUAAAUAUGUUUGACAUUUCAGACUAUUUGACUACAUUGUAUAAUGCUUAGAUCAUGUGUUAAUGUACAGUCAAGUAGUUUGAAAUGUCAUUAAACAUUUGCAUGUAUAUGAAUUAUUAAUAUUACAUUUUUAACAUGUAUAAAUGAGCAGUUAGUAAUAAGCAACCAUGCAAAAAAUACUUUAACAUUAUAUCUCGCAUUAUAUAAUGCAUACAUUAUUUGUUAAUGUAAGAUUUAAUGUUACGUUUUUAAAAAGUUUUUCAUAUUACUAACUUGACUAAUAUGUGCAAGUAGUCACAAUCAUUUUGUUUGCUUUCAUGCAGUGUCAGUCCAUUUCCCUGAUGUGUUGCAUAGAGUGGCACUGCUUACUAUUUUUAGUACAUUUACAGAAGCAUACUUGGUUGACACAGCCUACUUUACCAGUGUAUUGUUGCUUUGGGUAUAAAACAUUUGUUUUGUUUUUGCAUUUUGUUAUUGCUAGAAUGGUUUCACUGAUAUAAUUUGGGACAAAUGCUUGAUAUGCUUGGAGUAUUUUGGGAAAAUCCAUGAUCUCGUUUUUGACUCCAUUGCUGUGUCUGAAAAUGCUCACUUAUUCACUAAUCCCUAUAUAGUGCAUGGCAGCUGAGUGCACUCUGUCGGCAAGGAGUGAGCCAAAAUUCGGACACUGACUGCAUCGGGUGUCAAAAUGUUGUCACAAUGCCUUCACCCUCACUAGAAAUGUGUUCUCUCUCAUUCCUUUAACUCUGAAAUGGCUAUUAUAUUUAUUGGCAACAACUAGGAAAUUGUGAUACUCAUCAUUUCAAGGUAAUGUCAUCUCUAAAUUGGACUAGUUAGGACAGCCAUGGUAAAAGUGUGUUGUUUUAAUGUUUAAAGGGUUAGUUCACCCAAAAAUGAAAAUUAGG
This is a messenger RNA of Sinocyclocheilus grahami, 1823 nucleotides long. Its product is annotated as molybdopterin synthase catalytic subunit-like. Bases 85 to 564 code for a protein of 159 amino acids. The record is from RefSeq and is a predicted model, not a curated record. Gene Ontology annotation, biological process: Mo-molybdopterin cofactor biosynthetic process. Gene Ontology annotation, molecular function: molybdopterin synthase activity. NCBI's taxonomy places the organism in Eukaryota, Metazoa, Chordata, Actinopteri, Cypriniformes, Cyprinidae. The transcript has 5 exons. Gene Ontology annotation, cellular component: molybdopterin synthase complex; cytosol.